Molecule: messenger RNA, 1744 nt
Organism: Rattus rattus (black rat)
Lineage: Eukaryota; Metazoa; Chordata; Mammalia; Rodentia; Muridae
Product: melanoma-associated antigen 10-like
Exons: 4
Coding region: 416-1318 (300 amino acids)
Biological process (GO): negative regulation of transcription by RNA polymerase II
Cellular component (GO): nucleus
Source: RefSeq, a predicted model, not a curated record
UCCCUCCCUCUGUUCUACGUGUAAAGCCUGGCAGUUCGGGACUCUGAGCCAUUUUGUGAAGCUCUCUCGGAAGGGUGCGGUCUACUCAGCAGGCUCUGCAUCUGCGGACACAUAAUUCAGUGCUGGCUCACGAGGCUUUCUGAAUCCAAGGACUUGGGGGACUCAAGCCCUUUUGUAAAGGUCCUCGGAAGGGGAAGGUGAACCUGUACAGUGUGUGGUAUCACCAAACAGCAGACAGAGCUACCAGAGGGAAUUGUGUAGUAUCUUCCAACAAUACAGGCAUUAGUCUAAAGGAGCUGAAGGACUUGACUCAAGUCAUCAGAGGAAGGAUCUGGUACACCAGUGUGAAGGUUUGUGAAUCUUCAUCCCUGUGACCUGAACAGUGUCUUGCCUGCUCUUUCCAAGGAAACUCAAGAUGGAACCUACUGACAACAGCCAGAACUUCAACCUCUGGGACAUCCCCCAGGCCCAAAUCGAAGAAAGGGGCCCCGAGGAUGCCCAAGGCCCAAUAGCUGAGGCAGGGGAGGUGGAAGCCAUUGCCACCAUAUCAGGGGAUGUGUCUGCUGGAGAAGAACCUAGUUCUCCUCAGAGAGCCUCCUCUCCUCCCACUGCUAUGGGUUUCAUUGGAGAGGCAUCAUUUGGCAAUCCUCUAGCAGGGGUACCUGGUAUUGAAUUCCAUGUUCAUGGUGAACUAAAUGGAAAGAUAGUUGAUUUGGUGAGAUUCUUGCUAGUCAAGUUUAGAAGGAUGGAGAUAACCAGUAAGGAAGAAAUGAUCCAUAGGACCAUGAGAGAUUAUGAGGAGCACUACUCUGUGAUCUUCAGUAAGGCCGCUGAGUGCAUGAAGCUGAUUUUUGGGGUUGACAUGAUGGAAGUGGACCCUUUUGUCCACUCCUAUUUCCUUUACCCUGCUCUGGGGAUCACCUAUGAUGGGAUGCUACAUGGAGUUGUAGGCGUACCCAAGACAGGUCUGGUUAUAAUUGUCCUGUGCAUCAUCUUUAUAGAGGACAAUUGUGUCAGUGAGGAGGUAUUCUGGCAUGUAAUGAAUAGCCUAGGAAUGUAUGCUGGAGUCGAUCAUUUCAUAUUUGGGGAUCCCAGGAGUCUCAUCACUGAAGACUUUGUGCAGGAAGGUUAUGUGGAAUACAGGCAGGUGCCCAACAGCCAUCCUCCUCGCUUUGAGUUCCUGUGGGGCCCAAGGGCGUAUGCUGAAACCACCAAGAUGAAAAUCCUGGAGUUUUAUGCCAGCAUCGUUAGGCAGGAUCCCAGAUCCUACCCUGAGAAGUAUGCAGAGGCUUUGAGGGAAGAACAAGAGAGGGCCUAGGCCAGAAAAGCCCAGCAGAUAAUAGAUAUGACUGCUCUGACCAGCACAAUAUGUAGUAAACUCACAGUUUAUGGUCAGGCAGAACAGUAAAAUAAGUGGUAGACCCCCAAAUGAGAGCUAUUGGAAAGAGAGUGUAACCCAUUCCUUUCUUACUGUUCUGUUUGGGUGACUUAGGCUCAUAAUUUUUGAACAUUGUUAACUUUUACUAUAAGGCUCAUUUACUUGAGAAUUUUAAGAUUAAAAAUGACAUCAGUAAUGCCUGUGUUGAUUUAGGUCAGGAGAAUUUUGUUAUCAUAAAAACAAACAGUUUUCUAAUUUGUAAUAUGUCACACAAUCUGAUACCAUCAAAGUUGGAAUUUCCUGGAUAACAGAAAACAUACUGGCAUUAAUAUAAAGAACAGAAUAAAAUAAAAUUUUUGUUGUGUA